Messenger RNA from Pongo pygmaeus (Bornean orangutan), 381 nucleotides. RefSeq names its product prostate and testis expressed 1 (gene PATE1). The transcript is spliced from 5 exons. The coding region runs from base 1 to 381 and encodes 126 amino acids. The record is from RefSeq and is a predicted model, not a curated record. Lineage: Eukaryota; Metazoa; Chordata; Mammalia; Primates; Hominidae.
AUGGACAAGUCCCUCUUGCUGGAACUCCCCAUCCUGCUCUGCUGCUUUAGGGCAUUAUCUGGAUCACUUUCAAUGAGAAAUGAUGCAGUCAAUGAAAUAGUUGCUGUGAAAAACAAUUUUCCUGUGAUAGAAAUUGUUCAAUGUAGGAUGUGCCACCUCCAGUUCCCAGGAGAAAAGUGCUCCAGAGGAAGAGGAAUAUGCACAGCAACAACAGAAGAGGCCUGCAUGGUUGGAAGGAUGUUCAAAAGGGAUGGUAAUCCCUGGUUAACCUUCAUGGGCUGCCUAAAGAACUGUGCUGAUGUGAAAGACAUAAGGUGGAGUGUCUAUUUGGUGAACUUCAGGUGCUGCAGAAGCCACGACCUGUGCAAUGAAGACCUUUAG